AUGGACUCGAGCGCCGCCUGCUCCACUAACCAGCACCACGAAACGCCCAGCGGCAGCGGCUUUCCCGGCACCACCGAGUACAAAGGCGUCUGCUCCCACUGCUGCAUACGCCACCCUCAAGAAAAGGAUAUACACAGUGCUCUGAUUUCUGCAACCGCAUCAUCACCGCCACCGCGAAGCAGAUGCAGCGUGUGCAGACGAAGACUGGGAUUGUUAGGGUUUGCGUGCCGCUGUGGGGCCGCUUUCUGCGCUGCACAUCGCCAUCCGGAGGCGCAUGGCUGCACCUUUGAUUUCAAGGAAGCCGGCAAGAUUGCCAUCGCAAAACAAAACCCUCUUAUUAAAUCCCACAAGAUGCCACAUAGGAUUUGA
Molecule: messenger RNA, 369 nt
Organism: Salvia miltiorrhiza (redroot sage)
Lineage: Eukaryota; Viridiplantae; Streptophyta; Magnoliopsida; Lamiales; Lamiaceae
Product: zinc finger A20 and AN1 domain-containing stress-associated protein 4-like
Exons: 1
Coding region: 1-369 (122 amino acids)
Molecular function (GO): zinc ion binding
Source: RefSeq, a predicted model, not a curated record